Molecule: messenger RNA, 2056 nt
Organism: Hyaloscypha bicolor E
Lineage: Eukaryota; Fungi; Ascomycota; Leotiomycetes; Helotiales; Hyaloscyphaceae
Exons: 2
Coding region: 440-1936 (498 amino acids)
Molecular function (GO): zinc ion binding
Source: RefSeq, a predicted model, not a curated record
UGGAUAUAUAUUUGACUAUGUUCGUUAUGUAAGAGAUUGAAGGCGCCUUAUCGAUCGAUCUCUUCGUUUGGAAGUAGGGUGAUGACGAAGACACGCCUUCUUUGUCAAAAAGAGGAAAUUCAGUGGAGCAAAGCGUUGAUGGGGCCACCCACGCUCGAUGCGUUUCAAUGUCUAGGAUAGCUCGUGCUCAGACCCAGGCCGAGAACGUUUCCAAGGCUUCUCCUAAACAAUCUAUAAACCGAAGUCGCACAGAGGUCUGUUCAUGCAUCUUACCACGGCCCGGCAUUGAAAACAAGUCAGUGUACAAUUGGAGAUCAGACCCCUCGCUUGGAUUCAAGGACAAUUGCGAAGCUCAUGUGAAAUCUAGCUCGGAGCUUGAUUAUACUAUAACUCCACAAUCUCUCCAACACUGUAUUCUUUUUCUUUCUCGCAAAUCCUCAUGAAGAUGGCAGAAUUCUCCACCAACGAUCUCUAUACCUGCAACGGCUGCCGCUCAGCAAUCCUCGCCGACCGAGCUCGCGUAUCCUGCCAUGGCUGCCCAAACUACCAUCUCUGCGCAAAUUGUUCCGUCAUAAAGCAGUUCAAUAGCCCGCAUGCCGAGUCCCAUUCAACAAUGGUCUUCAAAGUUUCUGGGUUCGUCGGUCCCCCACCGCCUGGAUUUAACCGCCGAACUCCUCCUCCGUUGCCACCGAGAACGAUGUCCAGCACGAGCACGAAGCAAACCAACAGGCUUUCUGAGAUCCCAACUGCGAAUUGGGGUGCAAUAUGGAACGUUAUUAAGGCUCCACUGGAAAAGAAAGACAAGAAAAUUCGCAAAGAGGGCAUAGACGGAACUGCCAGAGACCAAGGGACCGAAUUGAGGCCAGCCAGCGAAUCACCGCCUCAAGACGGGUUCGAAAUUGCGCCCUUGAACAGGCACCCAAUGAAUCAAUUCCCACCUUCACCACCAAAAUCCGUGCGGCAAAGAAUCGAAAAAGUUGACAGUACAGCACCGUCUUAUCCCCGGCCAGCGAAAUGGGAGCUCUUGUUUGAGGCUGACCAUACGCCAACGCCGAUUUUCGUGGCGUUGAUGAGCACAGUGUUCAGCCAUUUAGAUCCGCAGCACACCGGAUAUUUGAGCCCAGAGGUAUAUUCUGGGUUCUUGGAUAUUCAGGGAUAUCCUCUUCCUGGAAAUAUCUGGAAAAACGCGCUCGACAACGACGCGGGUGACGCCUCCUUAGACGUCGCUGACUUAGAACUCGGCCUCCACUUCUCGGGCCUCGCCAUCUCUCAUACCCUCGCUACGCGGCACAAGUCUUCUCUUUCAUACGACCAAGAUAAUAUGAAGGAGCCUACCUCUGCAGUAGAAGAAAGAAUCAAGGAGUCAAUGCGUUUUGGGGCAAACAUGCCGAUGAUUUCUAGACAGGGGUUUAUUGACCUUGGCAAAAGGGAGUACUUAAGGGACCCGGAUGUAGGGUACAAGUAUUUAAAGAGAGUGGUGUGUGAGUAUGGGAUAUGGGGUGAGUUGGGGGAGAUCCGGAGGAACAUUUUGCCGGCCAGCGGGGCGGGCGAGGAAGAAGAAGACAGACCCCCAUUGCCCCCCCGAGGCAACUCUCUGAGCCAUAUGAAGGUUGAUGGGGGAGAGAAGAAGGUUGAGACAUUGCUUAACGGGGAUGGCUGGGAGCAAUCUUCACCUGGAACCAUCUCUGAAAACCCGGUCGAGAUCAUGGAUGCGGGACAAAAGGUUACAAUGCUACAACAAAACGAGGAGAUCAUAAAAUCGGAGGGGGAACGGGAAACGAGCAAGAACACAGCAGGGUCGACCGAACAAUGCGAUGAGAUGCCCAAGGACCAGGAACAUAAAACAUGGUGCGCAAAUCUACAAGAGACGGAUGCGGCUGAAGCAACAAGCGAGAGGGAUGAUGAUGAAAGGCUCUCACAGUUUGUAAAAAUUUGAAUCGAGCCUAGGGAAUGCAAGCUUUUUCCGGCGGCCGCUGGCUGUCUUCUUUUGUUCGGGGCGCUCCUACGGCUAGCUCUCCGGUGUAUCUACAAACCUCAAAGCAGAGAAUAAAAUUUC